AUGACCUCUAUAAAGGCCGCAACUAUGGUGGCAAAGGUCAAAUGUGAACAUGUGAGAAGCGGCAGCAGUCUCUGUAUCACCAGCAGCAAUAUCAGUGAAAACAGUGAGAGUUGUCUUGUUAACAACAAAACCCGCCACUUGGACAAACCGCUUCCAUCCCAGCAGCUGCGCAAUACGCAAUUCCUCGGCGUAAUGCUGCUGAUCUCCGUGGUGUGGCCGACCAUGGCCCCAACGCUGGAGUCGAUUCUCCAGCAGUCCGGCAGUUCUGCCAGUGAAGUGUCGCUGGCGGAGCUGACGGCGCAACACCUGCCGGACUACCGCUGCUGCUGCGGCUGCAGUGAGGCGGAGGAGGCGGAGGCGGAGAUGCGCGGCGACCGGGCGUUUCACUACGAGCAGUUGUGCUCCGCCGCCGUCGCCGCCGACACCAAACACCAACGCAGUGGGAGUGAAGAGGAGGAAGAGGAGGAGGAGGAGGAAGAAGAGGAAGAAAAGGAGAAGGAGAAUAAACGAAAACGGAGGAGUUUGCGGCGGAUUGUGCGGGAGGAGGAGAGGCGAAUAAACGGGAUGUGCACAGAGCGUACAUUCAGCACACCCACCAGCAGCAGUUACGGUUGUAUCAGUUUCACUUCUUCUCGCAUCUCCACACCGUGUAAGCCGCCGCCGCUGCAGCAACGCCUACAUUUCCCAAUUCCUACCAUCACUCUUGUCAGCGGCGGUAAUGGGAAACGGGCGAAUACGUUUGAAAGAUUGCCGGAUUCUGUUCUUCUUGCCAUGUUUGGAUUUCUCGCGUUUCCAGAAGUUAUUGCGUUACUGGCAACUAAUAAACAUCUCAAUCGUCUGGUCAAACAGUAUUUCGCUGUGAAUGAACAUGGCGUCUUCUGUAUUCCCGCCUACACCGGCCGUCCAUCUCCUCUACACCGCUACGAGGGAAGUAGCAUCACCAAUAAUACCAAUUCACCCACUAAUAAUAAUAACAAUAAUAAUAAGAGUAAGAAUAAGGGUAAAAACAACAGUACAGAUGAUUCCACGGAGUCUACUGGAACGCCAACGAAAAACAUUCGUUUGUUUUUUGGCCAACAGCGUCGCGAUAAUCAUCCAUCAUCCCUUCGACAUCUUCUCAACUUUCUCCAUCCCGAUAUGGUAAUCCCACACAUGGAGGCACACACCAAUUCGCUUAGCGGACGUGGAAAAGGCUGUUCGUGGGUGUUUGUGACUUCCCGCGAGGAUGCCUCUCGACUGAUGGCAUUUAACAAACUUCUCUUUCUUGAUAUGCGUGAAAACGGCGAAGAAGUGUACUUGUUGGCCCCGCCCCGCAGUAAAGAUUGGCUGCAGGAGUAUUCACAGGAAGUCAGCACGGCCUCCUAUCGCUCUAGCAAUCUUCCACGGCAGCCGAUGGUUGUGGAGAUGCCGGAUAAAUCCUCCAGUAAGCGUAAGAAGGCCUUGGCUCAAUCAUCAUCGCCAUCAACACAGCAACUACCAUCAUCAUCAACAACAUCACAACAACAACAACCUUCACAACAGAAACGCAAUCAGAAACAACAACAACAACAACAACAGCAGCAGCAGAAAGAAGAACAUGAUAAUGAGAAGAAGGUAGAGAAGAAACAAGAAGAGAAAGAGGAAGAAAAGAAUAAAGUGAAAAUGGAAAUAAAGGAGGAGCAGAAGUGCUGUACUCCACGUGUAAAGGGUAAACUGGUGGCAACAGAAAUCCACUCGGAGGAGAAGAAAACCCCUUCCAAACAUUCUACCGCUGUUGUAAACAAUGAUAAUGAUGAUGAUGAGACUAUGAAGAAAAAGAAAAAGAAGAAUGAAGAGGCUGCGCAAGAGUUAAAAGAGUUAAAAUUAACCCCGAAACCAUACAGCCGUUUUUCACCACACCCCAAAAGCUUCGGUCGGAAGUAUAGACGCCAUAACUACUAUAACUACGACUAUAACUACAACUACAACUACUAUAAUAAUAAUAAUAAUAAUAAUAAUAAUAAUAAUAAUAAUAAUAAUAAUAACAACAGGAAGAACAAUAACAAAUACGAUUAUGAUUAUGACUAUGAAUGUGAGUAUGACUAUGAGUGUGAGUAUGACUAUUAUUAUAAUCCUUACGCUACCACAUAUCUAGUUGAGCGAAUGCGUGAACACCCAUCUCUUGUCUGGACGGAUACCAAUAAGUUCCAUUACAAUCUCUAUGCAUUUAACCCGCUGUCUUCGCCAAGAGUGCAGACACCAGAGGAGGAAGCGGGAUUCACAUCAUGGGGCUCAUAA
Trypanosoma theileri is the source of this 2256-nucleotide messenger RNA. RefSeq lists its product as uncharacterized. The record is from RefSeq and is a predicted model, not a curated record. NCBI's taxonomy places the organism in Eukaryota, Euglenozoa, Kinetoplastea, Trypanosomatida, Trypanosomatidae. Bases 1 to 2256 code for a protein of 751 amino acids. The transcript has a single exon.